AUGCUUCGAUCUUUUCGACUGAUUCGGUCUGCUGAAAAUUGUCAAGUCGUGUUGCGUCAUAUCAGUUAUGGAAGCGCGGCACCACACAGCGGUGAAAACUCAAGUUUUCUCUCGCUUCUGACUUUGGCAGGCGCCAUGGGCGGGGUGGCGUAUGUGUAUUACGACCCCGACGUUCUGCCGACGGGUGUCAAAAGAUGGUUGGCAAUUCAGGAGCCAGAAGGCCGGAGCAUGAGUCUUGAAGAGUACGAGCAUUGGCGAGCUCAGCAAGCAGGAUCACUAGCAGCUAUGACGCAAAGUCAUAAGGAUAAGGGUGAGCUGGUGCUCAAGCAAACAGAGCAAACAGAAAAUAUUGAGCCUCCGACAAUGGAUGACAACCUCCUGAUUCCAUACAAAGACGUAUCGCCGUUUGAGAUGAAGUUGUCGCUAGAAAAGCUUCUGGCUGAAGCGCGCGACAACGAAGCCGCUUUCAUUGCCGAUAUCAACUCCAACAGAGUCACAGUACCUGAGGAGCAGCGCCAAAUGUUGCAGGCAUUUAAGGAUGAGAAGACAAGAUUAAAAAAGCAGCUUAAGUUUCUUAAAUCCAACAAGUAG
Plasmopara halstedii is the source of this 591-nucleotide messenger RNA. RefSeq lists its product as uncharacterized. Lineage: Eukaryota; Oomycota; Peronosporomycetes; Peronosporales; Peronosporaceae. Bases 1 to 591 code for a protein of 196 amino acids. The record is from RefSeq and is a predicted model, not a curated record. The transcript is spliced from 5 exons.